CAGAGGAGAAGCUCCACAGUGUUGACUGAACACUGAUGAAACGAUAACACUGGAGGCAAGGGGCCUUUCACAACUCUCAGAAAAUCAACCGCCUCCCCAGCGUGUUCCUCGUGCCAGAGCCGUUUCCACUGGAGGUGCCACGGGGUGAUGCCCAUGGUGCCUCCCUUCCAAAGACUUGGAUCAUGAACAACUUUAUCCUCCUGGAAGAACAGCUCAUCAAGAAAUCACAACAAAAGAGAAGAACUUCUCCCUCAAACUUUAAAGUCCGUUUCUUUGUUUUAACCAAAACCAGCCUGGCAUACUUUGAGAAUCGUCAUGGGAAAAAGCGCACAUUGAAGGGCUCCAUUGAACUCUCCCGAAUCAAAUGUGUCGAGAUUGUGAAAAGUGACAUUAGUAUCCCAUGCCACUAUAAAUAUCCAUUUCAGGUUGUGCAUGACAACUACCUUCUGUAUGUGUUUGCUCCAGACCGUGAGAGCCGGCAGCGCUGGGUUCUGGCCCUUAAAGAAGAAACAAGGAAUAAUAACAGUUUGGUACCCAUGUAUCAUCCGAAUUUCUGGAUGGACGGGAGGUGGAGGUGCUGUGCUCAGCUGGAGAAGCUCGCAGUGGGCUGUGCCCAGUAUGAUCCAACCAAGAAUGCUUCAAAGAAGCCUCUUCCUCCUACUCCUGAAGACAACAGGCGAUCACUUCAGGAACCUGAAGAAACCAUUGUCAUUGCUUUGUAUGACUACCAAACGAAUGAUCCACAGGAACUCAUGCUACAGCGCAAUGAGGAGUACUACCUGCUGGACAGUUCUGAGAUUCACUGGUGGAGAGUGCAGGACAGGAAUGGGCACGAAGGAUACGUACCAAGCAGUUAUCUGGUGGAAAAAUCUCCAAACAGCCUGGAAACCUAUGAGUGGUAUAAUAAGAGUAUCAGCCGAGACAAAGCUGAAAAACUUCUUUUGGACACAGGCAAAGAAGGAGCCUUCAUGGUACGAGAUUCCAGGACCCCGGGAACAUACACCGUGUCUGUUUUCACCAAAGCCGUUGUAAGUGAGAACAACCCCUGUAUAAAGCACUAUCACAUCAAAGAAACAAAUGACAACCCCAAGCGUUACUAUGUGGCUGAAAAGUAUGUGUUUGACUCCAUCCCUCUCCUCAUCAAUUAUCACCAGCAUAAUGGAGGAGGUCUGGUCACCAGACUCCGGUACCCAGUUUGUUCCUGGAGGCAGAAAGCACCGGUCACAGCAGGACUUAGAUACGGGAAAUGGGUGAUCCAUCCCUCCGAGCUCACUUUUGUGCAGGAGAUUGGCAGUGGGCAGUUUGGGUUGGUGCAUCUUGGCUACUGGCUCAACAAGGACAAGGUGGCCAUCAAAACCAUUCAAGAAGGGGCUAUGUCUGAAGAGGACUUCAUAGAGGAGGCUGAAGUCAUGAUGAAACUCUCUCACCCCAAACUGGUCCAGCUGUAUGGGGUGUGCCUAGAGCAGGCCCCCAUCUGCCUGGUGUUUGAGUUCAUGGAGCAUGGCUGCCUGUCAGAUUACCUGCGCAGCCAGCGGGGUCUCUUUGCUGCAGAAACCCUGCUGGGCAUGUGCUUGGACGUGUGCGAGGGCAUGGCGUACCUGGAGGAGGCAUGUGUCAUCCACAGAGACCUGGCUGCCAGAAAUUGCCUUGUGGGAGAAAACCAAGUCAUCAAGGUGUCUGACUUUGGGAUGACAAGGUUCGUCCUUGAUGAUCAAUACACCAGUUCCACAGGCACCAAGUUCCCAGUGAAGUGGGCAUCCCCGGAAGUCUUCUCCUUCAGUCGCUAUAGUAGCAAGUCGGAUGUGUGGUCAUUUGGUGUGCUGAUGUGGGAAGUCUUCAGUGAAGGCAAAAUCCCGUAUGAAAACCGAAGCAACUCAGAAGUGGUAGAAGACAUCACUACUGGAUUUCGCUUGUACAAGCCCCGGCUGGCCUCUGCGAAUAUCUACCAGAUCAUGAAUCAUUGCUGGAAAGAGAAACCAGAAGACCGGCCACCUUUCUGCAGACUCUUGAGUCAACUGGCUGAAAUUGCAGAAUCGGGACUUUAGCAGAGACUCAGCACCAGGCCCCGGGCUGCAGAUCCUCACAGGGGGAAGCCAGUUCUCCCUUCACAGAGCAUUAAAAUCUGCCACCAGCCCAGCAUUCCCCAGAGUCAACUGGCCUGUGGCGCCAGUCCCUGAGCCUCACGGCACAGGCAGCACCCUGACGGAGGCAGG
This is a messenger RNA of Lontra canadensis (Northern American river otter), 2213 nucleotides long. It is a transcript of the gene ITK, whose product is annotated as IL2 inducible T cell kinase. The transcript is spliced from 17 exons. The coding region runs from base 183 to 2045 and encodes 620 amino acids. NCBI's taxonomy places the organism in Eukaryota, Metazoa, Chordata, Mammalia, Carnivora, Mustelidae. The record is from RefSeq and is a predicted model, not a curated record. Gene Ontology annotation, biological process: intracellular signal transduction; peptidyl-tyrosine autophosphorylation; B cell receptor signaling pathway. Gene Ontology annotation, molecular function: ATP binding; protein binding; non-membrane spanning protein tyrosine kinase activity.